CAAUUUCAUUGGCCGAGCACCCAAAACUCACUGCGCAGAAGAACGACGCCGAGAACGAGACGUUCUUCGUUCGGCGGCAAUCGGAGAGAACAGACGUGUCGUGUCGAUCGUUGAUCCAUCAAUUAAUAGAUUUUAUACGUCAUCAAAGAAAAGUACUUCGAAGUUCGACGUGGGUAAUGCAGAGCACUUCGAUGUUCGACGUGGGUAAUGCAGAGCUACUCCGAUGAUUAUCGACAGCAGAGCCACUACGUGGUCCUGUAUCAAGACAACGGUUGAUUCUACUGAAGAUCGAUGUUUAUGGAACGGAAUGCUUGGAAAUAUAAUUUUAGGGAAUUAUUGUUUGGUCAGGAACUAGCUUUAGGACUAUGAAUUUGCACGGAUUGCCAAGGACAUAGGAAUAUACAGGGUGUCCCAAAAAUGGUGGAGCGUUAGUGUCGCUCCUUUACGUGCCAUUGAGCUCACAAUCUGUUUACGAACGUUAUGGAACAGACCACCAGUUUGCUGCAUGAUCGAACAGAAAUCACAGAAUCGAACAUAAACAGAUCCGAAGAUAUCACCAUGGAAGUUGACAAACGAUGCCGCAAAGUAUGCGCUAUUUUGGGCUGCCGAAGUAACAAGAAGAGAAUGUUUCAGUUUCCCUGUCCGGUGAAGGAUAACGACAGGUACAUGCAAUGGAUUACAGCUUGCAGAAGGGAGGAUUUUCUUCGCCUUUCACCCAAGAAAGUGAGGACAAAAGUGGUGUGUGACCUCCACUUUGAAGAUCGAUACCGCUUUCCAACCAAACUUACAAGAGACGCAAUACCAACCUGCAACUUACCAGAACCUGCUGCACUUGUAGAGCCACAGGAGGAAACCGUAAUAGAAAUUACAGAAGAAGAAGAACGUAAGAUUUUGAUCUCUAUACGUAUGAUAAAACAAUAUAUAAGCAUAAUGGUAAUACAGUACAUACAAAUGAUAAGACUUCAAACGGUGGCUCGCGCAACAAUUACGAAUAAAGACGAAAUAACUGAAAAGAUUCAUCUUAACAGACAAUAAAUUAUGUUUAUUUACAAACAAAAUUCAAGUCCAAAUUUUUGUGAAAAUAUUUGCUUUAUACAAAUUUAUUUUUUGUUAAAUCUAUAAAGUUUUAUUAUUUUGUUAGUAAUAAAGGUAGUCUAACAUGUUUUUAGUAUUGUGUAAAAAUAUCAUCAACCUUAAAAUAAAAUUGACCGAAAUAUA
Molecule: messenger RNA, 1218 nt
Organism: Hylaeus volcanicus
Lineage: Eukaryota; Metazoa; Arthropoda; Insecta; Hymenoptera; Colletidae
Exons: 6
Coding region: 481-1035 (184 amino acids)
Source: RefSeq, a predicted model, not a curated record